AUGCUGGAGGAAGCGUAUGCGGCACGAAACGAUUUAGGACGCUUCCUGAGUAGACAUGUUACUGCCGACGUGCAGAAAAAUAUCUUGACUGAACUGGAGUGGGAGGAUGUAAAAUGUCUGGUCGAUUUGCUGAAGCCUUUGGAUCAGGUCACUCGUGAUUGUUCCGGGAACGACUACCCGACGUUCCAUUUUGCGAAACCCUGUUUCCAUACAAUGCAGACUCAUUUGGAAUCGUUCAAGUACAAUUUUAACGCGAUAAUUUGGAUUCGACAUGUCGCAGAAAAAAUGAGAGAUAAACUGGUAGCAAUGGAAGGCGAUGGAUGGAAUCAAGAAGUUGUUCUUGUUGGUCAGAUGCUUGAUCCAUAUGUAAAAAUCGAAAACCAUGAAAGUGCCGAGAAGCGGAAAGAGGCUACCGAAUUGCUGAAAAAGUAUUACUCCUUUUACGAAGCGGAUGUUCAACCGCUGCCAGCCAUACCAGCGGCAUCUGGAUCAAUCAGAUCCAAAUUUUUGAGCCGAAUGAGUACAACUUCUGUUGCCACCGGCAACGAAGUUGACCGCUACCUGGGCAGCGCGAUUGAGCCUGAGUGCGACGUCUUGGACUAUUGGAAAAGAAACAGCAAGAACUACAGCGGACUAAGUCGUAUGGCGGUAGAUUUUUUCAGUUGCUGCGUUUCGUCCGUUGAGUCAGAACGUUGGUUUUCGAAAAGUGGGAAGCUCGUUACAAAAGAGAGAAAUCGUCUGCUGUCUGACGCGGUGCAGGCAGUGAUGUGCUUGAAAUCUUGGCAUACAGUUUUGUCGAGUUGUCAGCAAGUGAUCGUUCUGGAGGAGGAAUGACGAGAUUUUCGU
Messenger RNA from Paramacrobiotus metropolitanus, 846 nucleotides. RefSeq lists its product as uncharacterized. The record is from RefSeq and is a predicted model, not a curated record. The transcript has 3 exons. Lineage: Eukaryota; Metazoa; Tardigrada; Eutardigrada; Parachela; Macrobiotidae. Gene Ontology annotation, molecular function: protein dimerization activity. Bases 1 to 834 code for a protein of 277 amino acids.